UUAAUACCUAUUCGCUCAAGUGUUAGUAAUCACAAAGGAAUGACUUUGGGAUUUACCUUAUAUACACCGACAAUGUAAUUUUUUACACCAUUAACGAAUUUUAACAUGUGAUAGCAAAUCAGUUAGCAUUUUUACCAAAUUAUCAAUUAAUGCUUAUUUAGAGAUUUACUUGUAGGGGAAUCUUAGUAGCUCAGUUGGUUGGCUACUUGAACAUUCACCUUGUUAGUGAAGAUUGACCAUACUGCAAUAGAGUUUUGGUGUUUCUGUUGUGGGUCAUUGGAAGUCCUUGGGUCAACUCUGUGUAGCUUCUCCUUUUGUGAUUUUGAAACUGCUCCUCGAGGAUCAUGAACAGAAUGGUGACACCUAUGCGCAGUUCAAACACCAGACGGCGAAAUGAAAUGAUGAGGCUUCUUGUAACAUCCUUUGCUGGAGUUGUGCUUGGCAUUUUCUUAGGCGUAUCGUUUCCUACACUUUCAUUUACCAAGUUGAACUUACCUUCUAAUCUUUUCGGAUUAAUUGAUCUCUCUUUCAUUGAGGACAAGUAUUCAGGCCUCUCAACUCAAGAUCUAUUAAAUGCCUGGUCUUCCCUGAGGAGCCACAGAGGCAAUUCACACAAGCAUAAUGACACAAAGAUUUGGGUUCCAUCAAAUCCUCGAGGUGCUGAGAGGCUACCACCGGGUAUCACUGCAUCUGAGUCUGAUCUUUAUCCUCGAAGGUUGUGGGGCCUACCCCGUGAGGACUUGAUUAUCAAACCUAGGUAUCUUGUCUCCUUUGCAGUUGGCUACGAGCAGAAAAAUAACAUCGAUGCGGCAGUCAAAAAGUUUUCAGAGAAUUUUACCUUUAUGUUGUUUCACUAUGAUGGUCGAACAAGUGAAUGGGAUGAUCUUGAGUGGUCCAAGCGGGCUAUCCAUGUUAGUACACGAAAACAAACUAAAUGGUGGUACGCAAAACGCUUUCUGCAUCCAGACAUUGUAGCACCGUAUGACUAUAUAUUCAUCUGGGAUGAAGACUUGGGGCUUGAGAAUUUUGAUGCGGAGGAAUAUAUAAAGUUGGUGCAGAAACAUGGUUUGGAUAUUUCGCAGCCUGGUGUAGCAUCAAACAUUGAGUUGGCAUGGCGGAUGGCAAAAAGACGUAAUGACACUGAAGUCCACAAGGAAACGGAGGAAAGACCUGGCUGGUGCACUGAUCCGCAUUUGCCACCAUGUGCAGCAUUCGUUGAGAUCAUGGCACCUGUUUUCUCUCGAGAGGCAUGGCGGUGUGUUUGGUAUAUGAUCCAGAAUGACUUGGUCCAUGGAUGGGGUCUUGAUUUAGCUCUCAGGAAAUGUGUGGAACCAGCACAUGAAAAGAUAGGAGUUGUAGAUUCUCAGUGGAUUGUGCAUCAGACUGUUCCUUCACUUGGGGAUCAGGGACAAGCAGAGCAAGGCAAAGCACCUUGGGAAGGGGUAAGAGAAAGGUGUAAAAGAGAAUGGACAAUGUUCAAGGAGCGUAUGGCUGCUGCAGAGAAAGACUAUUACAAGGCAAAGGGAAUUGAUCCCCUUAAUUCUACAUCUCAUUAGGUGGAAAGUUACAUGAUUAGGAUGCCAGACACUUCUUUAUGGAUUUUAGUUAUAGACACUGACAGUACUAACGAUGUUUUACACUGUUAGUAGUAACAAGUUUACUUACCAUUUUUACUAGCUUACGAAUAAAUGCUUUUACUUGUAAUUUACCUUAUAAGUGA
Messenger RNA from Nicotiana attenuata, 1720 nucleotides. RefSeq lists its product as uncharacterized. NCBI's taxonomy places the organism in Eukaryota, Viridiplantae, Streptophyta, Magnoliopsida, Solanales, Solanaceae. The record is from RefSeq and is a predicted model, not a curated record. The coding region runs from base 345 to 1556 and encodes 403 amino acids. The transcript has 15 exons.